This is a messenger RNA of Marasmius oreades (fairy-ring Marasmius), 1300 nucleotides long. RefSeq lists its product as uncharacterized. Bases 494 to 1159 code for a protein of 221 amino acids. NCBI's taxonomy places the organism in Eukaryota, Fungi, Basidiomycota, Agaricomycetes, Agaricales, Marasmiaceae. The transcript has 10 exons. The record is from RefSeq and is a predicted model, not a curated record.
ACGCUAUCGACUACGCCCCUCAGUAUAAAGUCCCCCGCCUUUCUACAACUUUACAGAACUAUGCAAAAACAGCCUAAACACUCUGUCAACAAUCCGAAUAUCACGUACUGUUCGGUUGCUCCACAUACCAUCACUAAUCUCGAAGAACUCCUCCUACUUAGUCGGAACCACGGCUUGAAUCAUCACUCCAUCGUUCGUUGAGGUUCCUUGUGGUCGAAACCCAGUCUAGACUGGUGAGGAGCAUCCGCCGUCUGGAACCUGUAGGUCAACGAUGCUCAUCGAGGCCGUUGGACGGCGAUCGCGACCAAACGUUACCCUAGGCUCGACGUCAUGAUAAAAAUGGGAUUGCAGGCGCUGCGGCUAUGUACCAUCCCAAAUUGAAAUUGACUAUUCUUGUAGAUUUAUAUUGCAUGCCAGCUAAUCCACCAAGAUCGUAUCGACUUCGAAGCUACACUUCUAGCUCAGCGGGUACCGAUACCCGUGUGCGCCGAGAAUGCGAUGCAGUUUCCAUAUAGUGAUCACCAAGAUUAGGAAACCUAAGCAUCUGAGAUGUACACCACACGACGGUAUAAAAACCACCAACCAAGUUCCUUUCUGUUCAUUCCUCCAAGCUCAUCUACGCCUUGAAAUGAAGUCCUUCGCAGUCCUCGCCGUCGUCCCUUUGCUCGUCGCUGCCGACCAUCGGUUCACCCUCGUCAACCGAUGUGGAAACGCUGUCAAUGCUGUCGUUGCUGAUACCAAGUGUGGCUACAGUCCUCGCUGCGCAGGCGCUUCGAGCUACACCGCCGCUCAGCCUGGCUCAAUUGGAGCAGGGCAAACGAAGACGAUCACCAUUCCUUCUAACUGGGUUGGUCGUAUCUUCGCUCAAAAUGGACAUUGUGGAGCUAAGGGAGAGAGCUGCACUGUUACCGAAUACAACCUAGACUCUGGAGACAAGUUCACCCCGCAAACGUACGACAUCUCCAACAUUCAAGGUUUCACUCAGUCCGUAUCCAUCAAGGCCGAUGGAUGCGACACUGUGACCUGCACCAACGUCAAAUGCGACUGCAAGAGUGCUUACCCUCCUGGAAACACGGCUGGUUGCGGAAGCACGGUUGACAGCCCGGUAAGGGCUUGUGGAGCUGGAAAUGUCGGUUUUACUGUCACUUUCUGCCCUUAAUGCUCGAGGGUAUUUGAAGUUAAAUGGGAUUACUGUUGCAUUUAAUGAGUACCUAGAGAGUACAUACUUACUAGUAUAUUAGGCCUCACAGUUCACAUGUUAUUGGUCCCUUAUUGAACCCAAAUAUUUCCAGAUUUCCAG